AUGUUCUCCGGAGCUUUCAUUUGCUUAGACAUUUACAAGCAAGGUAGCACGAAGGGAAUAGGGAUUAUGCCCUUCCUAGGCGGUCUUAUAAUGGGUGUCCUCAAUUUAAAAUUCGGCUUCAUGCUCCGCGACGACACAAUGAUCCAAGUAAACUUUUUCGGUAUAGCGCUAAGUAUUAUUUACUUGAUGGUAUACUAUACUUACUCUAAGGAUAAAUUUGGGGAGGUCUGGCUCAAGACGGGCACGGCCCUGGCGGUGUGCGUCGGGCUGAUUGCGUACGCGGAGAUGGAAGACCCUAAGCUCAUUGAAAAUAGAUUUGGAAGUAUUAUCACAGCGUUCAUGUUCUAUUUGAUCGCUUCACCAUUGUUUAAUUUGAAAAAUAUAAUCAAAAACAAGAGCACUGAAGGCAUGCCGUUCCCCAUCAUCUUAUCUGGAACCGUCGUGACCUUCAUGUGGCUUUUGUAUGGAAUCAUCUUGAAGAAUAAGUUUGUUGUGCUUCAAAACGUGGUAGCGUUUGUUCUCUGCGCAUUCCAACUUGGCCUCUUUGUAGUGUACCCGUCGAAACCCAAGAGCAAGGCCAAGGAAAAGGCCAAGGCGAAGAAAGCCAAC
Molecule: messenger RNA, 609 nt
Organism: Brenthis ino (lesser marbled fritillary)
Lineage: Eukaryota; Metazoa; Arthropoda; Insecta; Lepidoptera; Nymphalidae
Source: the annotation of a GenBank genome assembly